CCUAAGGGGGCGGUCCUGUGCUCAAGUGUGGGGUGUGCCCAGACCCAAGCACGGGCUCGGGCUGGCGGUUGACUCCAGGCGAUGGAGGAAGAGGGGCCUCAGGCUUUGAGUGAAGCCGCUCCGUGUGGGAUUGAGCAGCAACAGUGUGAGGACGGGACAGCGUGCCCCGUGGAGGCCGGUGCGGAGUCUGAGCAGGAGGCGUUGCUAUGGAACACGGCGAGCUGCUAUUCGAGUUAUUUAACAGCCACAGCCCAAGCGGAGAUUCAACAAUUGGAACAAAGUUUAGAAGAAAUGCUCACUAGAGUAGAUGAAUUCUGUGGGAUGUUGGACAUGAUUCGAAAUGAUUCUUCUCAGAUAAUGAAUGAAAAUAUCCCUGAAAUCCAUGUGAAAGCAGAUGAAAUGAAGCAAUUAUACAACAAGAUUGAUAAAUUAGAGGCCUUUGUCAAGAUGGUUGGACAAAAUGUGUGUGUUCUAGAUAAUCAACUGACACAAGCUGAAGCCGAAGUUGGAAGCUUUCCCAGUGCAUUUAGAAAAAUCUGGAACUCUAUCGGCUCUCCAGCAUUCCUUAAUAAAUCAUCAUUGCCUAAGAGACAACAGCAAAAAUGUGAACCUCCAGCCCUCUUCCGGACAGAAGAUUACUUCCCAGUGCAGAACUCUUAGCACAUGAAUUAUAACAUUGAAAGAAUAGCAGCACAAAGGAGGAACCCUACCUGCCUAAACCUACUGGAUGCACUGUAAAUCACUUCAAUAAUGAAGCAAUGGUCAUUUCCUUUAUGAAACAAGCUGGUGUUCAAAACCUUGGAGGCCAACAUUCUUGUCUUCCUUUUUAAUAUCAAAAUAUUGUUUUUGAUAUGAAACUGCCUAAAUAUAUGCACAAAGUUAAUAUUGCUAACAGAUCAGAUUUGAACAGUAUUGAUAUUUGUCUACAGAUUUAUAGUUGCCAAAGAUGAGUUUUUAUGCUGAUCUCAAGAGUUUUAUUUGAGACUCUUUGAUAUUUGCUGAUUUAAUGAUAUAAUAUCCAUGCUAAUGCCAAGGCAUUUUUUUUGCACUUUGUUUGCCUUAAAACACACCUUGAGCUUCCAUUACUUACUUUCUGUAAACUGAGGGUGAAACAAUUACCUGUUGGUUUUCUGCAGAACCAAUGGUUUUUUUUUAAAAGAAAUUAUACAAUUAACUACUUUAGACACUGGGUUUUACACACUUUCUUUUAUGUUGGAAAUUAUUAAAUUGCUGUUCUCAACAUUGUAUCCCCCAACAGUGCAUGGUUUAUUUGCUUUUAAAAAAGGUACAAGAUGUGUUCAAUUUCCAAAGAAAAUUGAAAGCAUGUCAGGUUGUGAUAUGUCACUGUCAGUAUUGGGAUACAUUAGUAUUAUUUACAUUUGCAUUGGUGCAAAUCAGAAUUUGGUGAAACUGAGUUAUCGAUGAUGCUACAUAGAUUCUGCAGCAAGGUGAAAUAGCCCAUUCUCUCAAACUCCUGGUUUGGAGAAUGGUUUUGGAUUUAGACUGCAUUAACACUUAACCGCAGUAUCAGCAUGAAAUAAAAUUGAUUUUUUUUUCCUGACACUACAGCUGAAGCACAAUUUUUUUUUCAUUGUUUGCAAUUUAAUGUUUUAGAUUGGAAAGUGUACCUCACAAAUCCAAACUGAGAAAUACAGAUAUGGGCUGGAGGAAGCAAGCUCACAUCUGAGGACUGAAGUGUGCUCAACAGUCUGAUUUUUAUUCUUGUUUUUGAUUGUUACACUGUCAAAAUGACUUGAUUUAAGUGACAAUGGAAUCAUACAAUUGUAAGAAAAAACAGCAAUAAAUUGGAUUGAUAUGGGAAAAUGUUACCUCAAGAUAAACCAAACCGCUUCCGGGUGAUAGAAUGAGAAAGGCGACUGAUGGUCUGCAUAAAGAGAAGUAACCAAGGUUACGUUGCAAGAGCUGGAUUUUAUGUUCAGCAGAAUUGGAGAAGUUAAAUAAAGAGGUACAAUGGA
Hemiscyllium ocellatum (epaulette shark) is the source of this 1976-nucleotide messenger RNA. RefSeq names its product biogenesis of lysosomal organelles complex-1, subunit 4, cappuccino (gene bloc1s4). The transcript is spliced from 5 exons. The record is from RefSeq and is a predicted model, not a curated record. NCBI's taxonomy places the organism in Eukaryota, Metazoa, Chordata, Chondrichthyes, Orectolobiformes, Hemiscylliidae. Gene Ontology annotation, cellular component: BLOC-1 complex. The coding region runs from base 82 to 660 and encodes 192 amino acids.